AUGCCAUUUGUGAAGGGCUCCCCUGUUUGGAGAAUGGUUGAAUCUCUGGAAGUUUUCCGAAUCAUGCCACAAAAGCCACAUUUCCAACCUUUGUUUAAAUGUAAAGAGUUGGAACGUGAAGGAUUUGCUAUUGGUCAGAUGGUGAAAUUUGCCGAGGUGGUUGAAAGGACAUCCAAGUUGCGAGGCUAUUCUCCGUUUGAUGUUUUCUAUAGCUGUUUGGAAGCUCUUGCUGACCUGAAAAUGCAUGGCUUUGACGUUGAGGUGGUAGUCUGUCGUAUUAAUGACUUGUUGUUGAACAAAGAAAGGCUAGCACAGCUUCAAAAUCAGGCUAAAGAAGUUGACAUUCAAAUUGCGGAGCUUACUCAUGAAAGAUCCAAUUUGGAGGAAGAUAUUGAAGCAAUUGACAAGAAGAUACGCGAGUUAGAAGCGAAACGAGCACUGGCCAUGUCAAUGAAGGAGAGGAAAGACUCAGAGAUUUUUGACCUGCAAACAAGAGCCAGUGCUAUCAGUGCGCAUAUUUCGAAGGCCUGUCAUGAUUUUGCAAGUCUAUCUGGCGCUCCUUGA
Messenger RNA from Dovyalis caffra, 564 nucleotides. The record is from the annotation of a GenBank genome assembly. Lineage: Eukaryota; Viridiplantae; Streptophyta; Magnoliopsida; Malpighiales; Salicaceae.